Molecule: messenger RNA, 1633 nt
Organism: Marchantia polymorpha subsp. ruderalis
Lineage: Eukaryota; Viridiplantae; Streptophyta; Marchantiopsida; Marchantiales; Marchantiaceae
Source: the annotation of a GenBank genome assembly
AUGAUUUCAGUAGCUCCCUGACGGUUGUCAAAUGAGGACAACCACACUAUAAAAGGAGUCGAGAGCUCUUUCAGAUUACACCACUUUCUCAUCACCUUCUCGAUCGUUGUCCUUCGAUCGCACCACUCCACUAGCUCACCCAUCCGAAGCACUUCUCUCAUCUGAAGCUAGGCUUGCUGAGGAUUGAGCCGUGUCUCUGCAAUGGAGAGACGGGUGAAGAGGGCAAUCAGCUCCACAGACCUUUACCUGGCCAUGUUGUCCAUCUUCGCGCUCAUUCACUCCUCGCAUGCUAUGGAUGACAUUUACAGCCCAGGUCCAUUUGAAGUGCAAUUGUUGAAUGUUCCUCAAGGCAGCAAUGACGGAUCUCCGACUUGCCAUCAAACUGCUCCGCCUUCCAGCCCGGCUGGAACCCCAGUACCAAAACCUCUGCUCAUUGCACUUCCCCUGCAAUCUGGUGUGUACCCAGUGGUUCAAUUCCAGCAUGGGUUCGCGAUGAAAGUCGGCUUCUACACGCACUUGCUUCAACACGUGGCCUCGUAUGGAUACAUAGUCAUUGCUCCUCAGAUGCCUCUUCAGCUUUUGUCAUUUGACGCGACCGGCGAGAUUGCAAUGGCUGCCUCUGUUUUGACAUGGAUUCCUAAUAACCUCGCGGCUCUGCUCGAAUCAGAGAUGCAAACUUCGAAUCUGAGCAUUCAACCCGACCUGAACAAAAUCGUUCUGUCGGGACACAGUAAAGGAGGAAAGGUGGCCUUCGGCCUGGCGACCGGGGUCUGCAAAACAUCUGUGCAGUUUUCAGCCAUUGCAGGACUGGAUCCCGUCGAUGGCGGUUCGCCCUAUAAGCAAUCGGCGCCGGCAAUACUUCCAGACAAGAAAUUCGGUUUGGAUCUCCCGUUUCCAACUCUGAUCGUAGGAACCGGACUCGGGAACCAGUCGAAUUUCUGGCACGGACCAACAUGCGCACCUAACGGUGUGAGCCAGAGCACAUUCUUCCACGACAGCGCUGCUCUUGCAUAUCACUUUGUGGCUCCCGCCUUUGGACAUAUGGAUUACCUGGACGACGAUCUAAGUGGUAUUAUAGGCUUACUGUCCGGUUAUGUGUGCAAGAAUGGGCCCUGUCGAACUCCCAUGAGAAAAUUCGCAGGAGGCAUCGUAGCUGCUUUUCUGCAAGCUGUAUUCGGAAACUCCACCGCGAUUUCUCGAGCCUUUGAAAACAUCCCUUCCGCAGCUCCUGUCGAAUUAGACACUCCGGCGAUGACGGAAUUUUCCUUGGCAGCGUCAGUCUAGGAGACUGGAUUUCAUGCAUUCGAUCAUUGCAGUGAGGCAGAAUUUUACAGGAAGACAAAGAGUAGCUCAGAUGGAACUUGCUUCUUUGUAAUAUAUCCGUGAAUUCAACAUUGACGUCUCAAGGAUCACCUGAAGCAUUUCAUCACUCUAUAAAGAACUGUGGGGAAGAAACUUAUAAUCCAUUUCGAGACGCGUUAUAAUGCCUUAUGGGAUAGAUUGACAAUUACCCAGGUGUCAUCACUUGAAGUCAUUGUAAGGUCAAUGAUAUAUAUAAGUAUAUAUAUUGAUAUGUACAAGAGUCUAAGAAGAUCAAUGACUGUUGUUUUAUGAAUAGCAAAUGAUGUAAGCA